This is a messenger RNA of Daldinia loculata, 2731 nucleotides long. Its product is annotated as DUF654-domain-containing protein. Lineage: Eukaryota; Fungi; Ascomycota; Sordariomycetes; Xylariales; Hypoxylaceae. Gene Ontology annotation, cellular component: RQC complex. The record is from RefSeq and is a predicted model, not a curated record. Gene Ontology annotation, biological process: ribosome-associated ubiquitin-dependent protein catabolic process; rescue of stalled cytosolic ribosome. Bases 146 to 2446 code for a protein of 766 amino acids. The transcript is spliced from 2 exons.
AUCAAUUACAUAGCAAACGGUAAAUCUUUUGAGUCAACGGUCAACAAUCAACAUUGCCUCUCCAAUAUUUCCAGCGCAUUAUUCCACGACGCUAUUCCUUUAUCCAGGCCCCAAUCUUACUAUUCGAGUACCUCGAGAAUAUAGAAUGUCGAGCAGACAGUUAAGAAAACUUCAAAAGCAGAAAGAGCUAGAAGAGCUCCAGGCGAAGAAUUCUCUCGAGGAGGACGACGAACCGAGUGACGAUGACCGGCCCGUCCAGAAACCGAGAGCAAGCGCAUUCUCCGGAUUUGCAGCGCUUAGGGACCAAGAUGAUCAGGAUGAGGAUUCCGACCACGACGCGAAGGAAGACGAACUAGUAGAGGCUACAACAAAGCCAAGUGUCGAACCCAGCCGUACCGAUGCGCCUAAGAGCUCAUCGAAGAAGAACAAGAAAAAGAAGAAGAAGGCUAAGAAGCAAGAUGGCGCUCCCGUUAAGGCUGAACCCAUUGCGCAAAGCGGACUAGACGAAAUUGAUCAAGCGCUAAGGGAGCUCGAGCUUUCUAACCCUGGAAAAGAAAACGACGAUGAUUUUCAACUGAACAUUGUCAAGCCUUACGAGCGAAUUUGCGAACUCCUAAGCAUCAAUGCGUAUCACCUUAGAGUAAUCAAUGAGAUGAGCAACCUAUUUGGUCGAGAAGCUAUCGCUGCCGCUCAGAUCGAGGAGCAAGAACAGACGCGUACUAGAAGACAAAGGCAGCCGUUACCCCAGCAAGUUGACUUGGAAACCUACCUUAAGGGGGUACCGGGGAAGGGCUUGCCUGAAGUAACGCUGCGACGGAACCCCUUUUUGGCUGGCAAGGAAACAUGGCCACGUGCUUCUACGGAGGGCCUGACUAUGGAACAGUUCAAGGAGGAAAAGGAGGGAGUGGCUUGCCUGCCGGGCACUAUUGAGUUCCGCUUUGCGCACGAUACAUACUACAACAGGUUGGAAAAUGCGUUCUUUGACCUCGUUCAGAUGUACGAUCCUAUGCAUAUAGUGCAUUUUCUACAUCUGCAUCCGUAUCACGUCUCCAGCCUUAUCCAAGUUAGCAGAAUCGCAAAACAAGACCAGAAUUCGGCGCUUUCUGCAGACUUAUGCGAACGAGCCCUUUUCACCUUCGGCCGAGUCUCGCUAUCGACUUUCCGACAGAAGAUAGAGCAGGGAAAAGCGAGAUUAUCGUUCAACCGCCCGGAGAACCGACAGUUUUGGUUGGCUGGAUAUCAUUACCUUAAGAAUCUAAUCAUGAAGGGCACCUACAGGACGGCACUGGAAUGGGCGAAGCUUUUACUAAGUAUAGAUCAUACCGAUCCGUACGGGGUUAUCCACUUUAUCCACCCACUCGCCAUACGGGCACGCGAAUCAAAGUGGUUCAUUGACCUUUGCGAUUCGGAGAUUUUAGAUGUAAAUCAUGCGGCACAAGACGGUCAAGAUUACAUUAGGCAGACUCUCGUACUAGCUAGACUCCAACAAAAGGACAUGGCUGGCGCUAAAGCAUUGUUGGUCGAGGGCAUGGAGCGCUUGCCUUGGCUGUAUAGCUAUCUCUUCAAAGCACUCAACUUGGAUGUUCCCAAGAUCAUAUGGGGCAUGCAACCGCGCAACCGAGAUGAGGAACUUCAUACAAACGUCUACAUCCAUCAGACAAAACCAUUAUGGGAUAACACUCAAGCAAUAUCUCUUUUGAAAGAGGUAGCGGCUGAGGCGAAGAGGGCGGACGUCAACAAAACGCUCCCAUCCCCACCUACGGUUGGAGUCAAUCUUGCACGAUUUGUCUUCCUACUAGAGGUUCCCUCUUUGAUAGGACUGGUACCGCGCGACUUGCUAAAUACGUCAGUUAAUUGGGAAUUUGACCCGCUCCCACCUCCUCUCGAGCAAAACAUCUUCUCGUACGAUUCGCAGAAGCAGCCGUGGACUCCCUCACAACUUGAAGAUCGACUUAGGGCUGGCCUCGAGCAAGGCGAUCGCCGACAGCUUAUGCGAAUAUUAGCCCAGGCAAGACUGGCCGGUGCACCUGAGGAUAUUCAAGCGGAUCUCGAACGGGCCAUCUUGGAGGAGGCCGACGGUGUAGGUGGAAAUCACGACGACGGCGGUAAUGAUGAUGGCGAAGCGAGUGAGUAUGCAUUUGAAGAAGGCGGGUCUCAGAAUGAAGCUUCUCUUGGCGGCUGGUCAACAAUCUUCCAGGCCGUCAUGAACCUAUUCGAUACGGACGAAGGUGCUGCCGAUGAUUUCAAUAUGCCCAACGGGCCCUUGGGGCAUAUACCUGGUACUAUGCCCGGAACAUGGCAGGAUGAGGACUCAGACGAAGAGGGGACGGAUGACGAGAUGCCUCCUUUAAUACCUUUGAGAGACUCGACUAAUCCUAGAGAGCCUGGAAAUGAAGCGGGUAAUGCCGGGGAUGGAACGGACGACGAGAUGCCAGGAUUAGUGUAAAUCCGGUAUGGCCUAGUUCGAUUGGUACGAAUGGGCAUAGUCGUGAGAUGCUUCUGGGAUAUGGUAUCGGUAUUCGAUGAAUGUAUGUGUAAAUAGAUAUGUGGAAAUCGGCUUCUCGAUGUCUAUAUUUAGUAAGCUGUGACACUUCAUCCGUCUGCCUAUGAUUUAGGUUUCUAAUUUUUAAUUUUGCAAUGAGCAAGUUUUCUUUCUCUCUCUUCGUAAUCAAAACUCAGGUCCGGUUUCAUAUCUGGAUGAAAAGAAUAGGGGGUGGAGGAUGGGAAACUU